CUACUUUAUGUUCAUACAUUCCCAUCAGCUAAGCUUGUUUAAUUUGCUUUAGAAUCUGGAAAAGAAAUUACAGCUGUAAAAUAUAUGAGGUUUUGAACUACAGAUUUUUCUUCUGACUUUAGAAUUAGCUGUCAUAUUGCCAAGAAAAAAUAAAUGCAGAUGUUGGACCAUGUCAGAUAUCUUGUCAAGAGAGUGGAUUGUUUCACACAGAAUGGAGAUGUGGCUUCUGAUUCUGGUGGCGUAUUUGUUCCAAAGAAAUGUGAAUUCAGGACACAUGCCAACUACAGCUGUGGACCCGGAAGCAUUCAUGAAUAUUAGCGAAAUCAUUCAACAUCAAGGCUAUCCCUGUGAGGAGUAUGAAGUCACGACCGAAGAUGGGUAUAUCCUUUCUGUUAACAGAAUUCCUCAAGGCCUGAUGCAACUUGAGAAGACAGGUUCCAGGCCUGUGGUGUUACUGCAGCAUGGCCUGGUUGGAGAUGCCAGCAACUGGAUUUCCAACCUGCCCAACAAUAGCUUGGGCUUCAUUCUGGCAGAUGCUGGUUUUGACGUGUGGAUGGGAAACAGCAGGGGAAACACCUGGUCUCGGAAACACAAGAACCUCUCCAUAGACCAAGAUGAGUUCUGGGCUUUCAGUUAUGAUGAGAUGGCUAGGUUUGACCUUCCUGCAGUUAUAAACUUUAUUUUGCAGAAAACGGGCCAGGAAAAGAUCUAUUAUAUCGGCUACUCACAGGGCACCACCAUGGGCUUUAUUGCAUUUUCUACCAUGCCAGAGCUGGCUCAGAAAAUCAAAAUGUAUUUUGCUUUAGCACCCAUAGCCACUGUUAAAUAUGCAAAAAGCCCUGGGACCAGAUUUUUGUUGCUGCCUGAUAUGAUGAUCAAGGGAUUGUUUGGCAAAAAGGAAUUUCUGUACCAGACCAGAUUUCUCAGGCAAUUUGUUAUUUACCUUUGUGGCCAGGUGAUUUUUGAUCAGAUUUGUAGCAAUAUCUUGUUACUUCUGGGAGGAUUUAACACCAACAAUAUGAAUAUGAGCCGAGCAAAUGUAUAUGUUGCCCACAAUCCUGCUGGAACAUCUGUGCAAAAUAUUCUACACUGGAGCCAGGCAGUGAAUUCUGGGGAACUCCGGGCAUUUGACUGGGGGAGCGAGACCAAAAAUCUGGAGAAAGGCAAUCAGCCAACUCCUGUCAAGUACAAUGUUAGAGACAUGACAGUCCCUACAGCAAUGUGGACAGGAGGUCAGGAUUGGCUUUCAAAUCCAGAAGAUGUGAAAACCCUGCUCUCCGAAGUGACCAACCUCAUCUAUCAUAAGAACAUUCCUGAAUGGGCUCAUGUGGAUUUCAUCUGGGGUUUGGACGCCCCUCACCGUAUGUACAAUGAAAUCAUACAUCUGAUGAAGCAGGAAGAGACCAACCUUUCCCAGGGAACGUGCGAGGUCAUAUUGUGAAGUGUCUAUGUUGACAAGUCUUAGCAACAACCUCGUGGAAGGUGGG
Galeopterus variegatus (Sunda flying lemur) is the source of this 1487-nucleotide messenger RNA. It is a transcript of the gene LIPM, whose product is annotated as lipase, family member M. NCBI's taxonomy places the organism in Eukaryota, Metazoa, Chordata, Mammalia, Dermoptera, Cynocephalidae. The transcript has 9 exons. Bases 170 to 1441 code for a protein of 423 amino acids. Gene Ontology annotation, molecular function: hydrolase activity, acting on ester bonds. The record is from RefSeq and is a predicted model, not a curated record.